This is a messenger RNA of Tachyglossus aculeatus (Australian echidna), 1204 nucleotides long. It is a transcript of the gene GJC2, whose product is annotated as gap junction protein gamma 2. Gene Ontology annotation, cellular component: connexin complex. Gene Ontology annotation, biological process: cell communication. Lineage: Eukaryota; Metazoa; Chordata; Mammalia; Monotremata; Tachyglossidae. The record is from RefSeq and is a predicted model, not a curated record. The transcript has a single exon. The coding region runs from base 112 to 1131 and encodes 339 amino acids.
CCAGUGCUCUGCACACAGUAAGCGCUCAAUCAACACGACCGACUGAUCGAUUGAUUGACUGAUUGAUUGACGGGGUCCCCCGUCCCCGCAGCCCCCGCGCGAGUGUCCCCUAUGCCCAACAUGAGCUGGAGUUUCCUGACGCGGCUCCUGGAGGAGAUCCACCAGCACUCCACCUUCGUGGGCAAGGCCUGGCUGACGGUGCUGGUGGUGUUCCGCAUCGUGCUGACGGCCGUGGGGGGCGAGUCCAUCUACGCGGACGAGCAGAGCAAGUUCACCUGCAACACCAAACAGCCCGGCUGCGACAACGUCUGCUACGACGCCUUCGCGCCCCUGUCGCACGUGCGCUUCUGGGUCUUCCAGAUCGUGCUCAUCUCCGCGCCGGCCGUCGUCUACCUGGGCUACGCCGUCCACCGGCUGGCCCGGGCCGCCGACCCCCGGCCGAGGGGCCGCCGCCGGGGGUCGAAGCGGCGCCGGGCCGGGCCCGCGGGGCGCGAGGACGACCGCGGCGGCGGGGGGGACGACGACGAGGGCGCGGGCGGCGAUGGGGCAGGGGCCAAGGGCGGCCCGGCGCAGCGGGGCCGGCGCCGCAUCCUGCGCGAGGGCCUGAUGCGCGUUUACGUGGGGCAGCUGGUGGCCCGCGCCGGGCUGGAGGUGGGCUUCCUGGUGGGCCAGUACCUGCUGUACGGGCUGGAGGUGCGGCCCUACUUCCGCUGCAGCCGGGCCCCCUGUCCCCACGUGGUCGACUGCUUUGUGUCCCGCCCCACCGAGAAGACCGUCUUCCUGCUGGUCAUGUACGUGGUCAGCUGCCUCUGCCUCCUGCUCAACCUGGGCGAGAUGGCCCACCUGGGCUGCGGCGCCCUGCGCGACGCCGUGCGCCUGCGCCGGACCCCCGGGCCCCCCGGGUCCCCCGGCCCGCCGCCCCCCGAGUACAACCUGGUGGUGCGGGCCCAGAAGCCUCCGCGGGCCGCAGCCGCCGCCGGGCCCGGCCUGCCCGACGACCACCCGCCCCCGGGCCCCGGGGCCGCCCAGCCCGCCGAGCGGGCGGCCCCCGGAGACGCCGGGAAGCCCAGGGGCGGCUCCGAGCCCGGCAGCUCCGGCAGCAGAGACGGGAAGACGUCGGUGUGGAUCUGACCGCCUCGUCGCCCCCCGGCCCGCAUCCCCCCGAACCCGGGGCCCGGGGGUGGGGGGCGCUGCUUAGGGUGAC